AUUGCGCCGGCCGUGAUUCCGGCCAGCUCGCGUUAGUUGCCGCCCCGGAAAUGACGUGCUGCCCUGUUGGCAGUGCGGAAGUGGAGAUGGCGGAGCUGUAUGUGAAGCCGGGCAACAAGGAACGCGGCUGGAACGACCCGCCGCAGUUCUCAUACGGGCUGCAGACACAGAUCGGCGGACCCAAACGUACGCCCCUCACUAAGAGGGUGGCGGCCCCGCAGGAUGGAUCCGCCAGAGCCCCAACUUCAAAAACUUCUGGACCACCUCCAGUGGGGCAUCCACCUCCUUCAAGUAAGGCUCCUAGGCCUCCACCUAUGGGGAGUUGUCCUGUUGCUGGUGUGGAGCCCACAAAUUUCCCAGUCAUUGAGUCUGAGGCUCUGAUGGAAGAUGUGCUGAGACCUUUGGAACAAGCAUUGGAGGACUGCCGUGGCCACACAAAGAAGCAGGUAUGUGAUGACAUCAGCCGACGCUUGGCACUGCUUCAGGAACAGUGGGCUGGAGGGAAGUUGUCAGUACCUGUAAAGAAGAGGAUGGCACUGCUGGUGCAAGAACUUUCACAGCAUCAGUGGGACAAAGCAGAUGACAUCCACCGCUCUCUCAUGGUUGACCAUGUGACUGAGGUCAGUCAGUGGAUGGUGGGAGUUAAAAGAUUAAUUGCAGAAAAGAAGAGUCUAUCUUCUGAGGCGGCCAAAGAAGAGAAAUCUGCAGUGGCAGCUGAGAACCAGAUACCAGGCUUCCAACAAGAUUCAUAAUCCCAGGGGCUCUGCAGACUCAGCUCACACAAUCUUCCUAUGCCUUGGUGUAGGAGGCCUUUUCUCACUUGGCUCUAUCACCAGGGUGGCUGUCUGUCCUAUUUGGCCUGACUAGAGAUCCUGUCUGGGCUACAGGAAGAUCAUUUGUUACUCAUAAUAAGUGUAUUUCAAUAAAAACAUCUCAAUAGUGGGAAAUGGGUAGGAGAGCUGAGCCAUUCAGAUGCCAAGCUGGUUCCUUCUGGCUUAAACCUCCCUAUUCCCUGAGUACCACUCUGCUUUUCUUGUUCCAUUCAUCAAGAAGGGCCUUAAUGGGCAUGGCCA
Nannospalax galili (Upper Galilee mountains blind mole rat) is the source of this 1073-nucleotide messenger RNA. RefSeq names its product steroid receptor RNA activator 1 (gene Sra1). The record is from RefSeq and is a predicted model, not a curated record. Gene Ontology annotation, cellular component: nucleus. The transcript is spliced from 5 exons. Gene Ontology annotation, biological process: regulation of transcription by RNA polymerase II. NCBI's taxonomy places the organism in Eukaryota, Metazoa, Chordata, Mammalia, Rodentia, Spalacidae. The coding region runs from base 51 to 752 and encodes 233 amino acids.